Molecule: messenger RNA, 1752 nt
Organism: Naumovozyma dairenensis CBS 421
Lineage: Eukaryota; Fungi; Ascomycota; Saccharomycetes; Saccharomycetales; Saccharomycetaceae
Gene: GAA1
Product: GPI-anchor transamidase subunit GAA1
Exons: 1
Coding region: 1-1752 (583 amino acids)
Biological process (GO): attachment of GPI anchor to protein
Cellular component (GO): membrane; GPI-anchor transamidase complex
Source: RefSeq, a predicted model, not a curated record
AUGGGUCUGUUAGAAAGAGUACAAAGAGUAAUAGUCUCCCGGGGUCUCAUACCCAAAAUCAUGGCUCAACUCCCCAAAAUCUCCAUCAUAUUUGUCGCGAUUAGUAUUCUUAUGAUUGCCAUCUUGCCAAUGGAUGGACAAUACCGCAACACAUACAUUUCUGAAAAUGCUUUGAUGCCGUCACAAGCCUAUAGUUAUUUUAGAGAGACUGAAUGGAAUAUUGUUAGAGGGUAUAGGAAUGAACUUGUUCAUAUGGAAAACUCUACAUCGAGGGAAAGGAACCAAAUUAUGGAAUCUUGGUUGAAUGAGUUUGGCGUAAAGACUCAAAUUUAUGAAAAUCGCGAUAACGAGGUUCUUUAUGGUGUAUUCCAUGCUCCAAGGGGUGACGGCACCGAGGCAAUAGUGCUUGCAGUCCCAUGGUUUAACGUAGAUGGUGAAUUUAAUACAAAUGGUGCUGCUGUCGGGGUUGCUUUGGCCAGAUAUUUCUCACGUUGGCCCGUUUGGUCUAAAAAUAUCAUUGUUGUGUUUAGCGAAAAUCCUGAUUCUGCAUUAAGAUCUUGGGUGGAAGCUUAUUAUACGUCAUUAGAUUUAACUGGUGGUUCCAUCGAAGCAGCUAUCGUGUUGGAUAGUCCAGGUGAAAACGAUUAUUUCGAUUAUUUGGAAGUUUAUUAUGAUGGAUUGAAUGGUGAACUCCCUAAUUUGGAUUUAGUUAAUAUUGGUAUCUAUAUCGCGGAACAUGAAGGUAUGAGAGUUUCAUUACAUGGGACACCAUUUGAUCAAAUAAAAGAGAAUAACUAUUGGACAAGGUUAAAGAUUUUAGUUGCCAGUAUUCAAAGUUCAGCAUUUUCUGGCUUAACAAAGACUCAUGGGAAUGAAGCAUUCAGUGGAUGGAGAAUCCAAUCAAUUACUUUGAAAACGAAGGGUAACAGUGGCCCAUUAGAUAUUACAUGUUUUGGUCGUGUCCCGGAAGCAAUGUUUAGAUCAAUAAACAAUCUUCUAGAGAAGUUCCAUCAAUCAUUCUUCUUUUAUUUAUUAUUGGCUCCAAGACAAUUUGUUUCAAUUAGUAGUUAUUUGCCAUCAGCUGUCAUCCUUUCUGUUGCAUUUGUUAUUGCCUUUAUGGAUUCAUAUAUUAAUAAUCCAUCUUUCGCAUUACCAUUUUUCAGCAAUUAUACUCUAAUACCUGCCAUAGUAUGGACUGUUACGUUGGUUGCAUGUUUUAUCUUGGCUCAAUUAUUCUUAAUUCUUCCAAUACCAUCUCUGUUACUGUUAAUUAACAUUGUUAUUUCCAUUUCAUCUAUAAUAAUACAAAACAAAAAGUUGUUCAAACCUGCUGUCUCUAACAGAUUAAGAAGUUUUGCAUUUUUACAUUUAAGUUUAAUUCUAACAUCAUUAUUAAUGGUUAAUUUCCCACUCUCCUUCAUGAUCGGAUUAAUGGCAUUCCCAAUGACAAAGGUUCGGAGUAUUACCGCCAAUACAGCUCCACAGAUUAAACUGGAAAAUAUUAUCCUGUUGAUGAUAUCAAAUCCAUUUAUUGCAUUAAUCAUCUACAAUAAUGUCUCUUCCAACUCAGGAUUACAAGGAUUACAAGGAUUACGAGUCAUAAAUAGGUUAAUAUCUGCGUGGAAAGAUAUGAGAUGUUGGACUUGGUUUGUCCUUUGUCUGGGAUGGUUGCCAUCAUGGAUAAUGGUAGCUAUCUCUGUUAUAGAAAAUGAAAGGGAACCUACUUCACAUGAUGUGAAAAAGAAUGAGUAG